Molecule: messenger RNA, 300 nt
Organism: Ilex paraguariensis (yerba mate)
Lineage: Eukaryota; Viridiplantae; Streptophyta; Magnoliopsida; Aquifoliales; Aquifoliaceae
Source: the annotation of a GenBank genome assembly
AUGGAGUCUUCUCGUUUUGAUAAAAAUUCUAGAGAAAACCUUUUGUCUUCAGCAUGUUGCGUGGGUAAUCGGUCUUCUGUACCUCCGUCUUUACCUCUGAGUCAUGUUGUGGAAAAUGGAGAACAUUUGAUUGAGCUAGCUGUACGAACUGGGGAAAAAAGUUGUUCGCAUGAAGUAGAAGAGGAAACCUCAGUUGUUUCUGGUAGAGGUAAUGUGGAAAUUGAAGAGGUGGAUAAAUUGAAUGAUCAGAUUCCAGCAAUGAAUGUUGCUAUUGAAGUUGAUCAAGGUUCUAAAAUGUAG